UUCUGCAACACUGUUGAGUGAUUUGUGUUCAUCUUUUCUCGGUGAAAUAUUUCGAUCGAAAAUGAAAUAAUCUAACGAAAAGAGGACUAGAAAUAAAGGUUAAAUAAAAUUUAUAACUUUAAUAUUAUCAUCCUCCAAAAUAUGCCAAUACAGAAGUUUGGACUAAAUUAUAAAAGAUAACAUUGAUGCAAAACAAAAAUGUCUUCAAAUACAGUUUUUAUAAAAACAGAACCCGAAAACUAUGUUGAAAUAGAACUGAAUAAAAGCGAAUAUUGUGAUAUAAAUGGACAAGGUACUUCGGAAUCUGAUCAAGACCUAAAAGUUCCACGUAUUAAAAAUGAGCAGAAUGUGGAAUUCAUCACGAUAAAAGCUGAACCAUCAGAUUUUUAUGGUGCAGAUAGUGAAGACUUCUGUCCAAAACCUGAGAGCGCCAGUGUAAACAUUGAGAUUACUAUUAAACAGGAGGAACAAGGGAGGGAGGGUGGAAAUGGCCAACUUACUGCAUCUGGACUUUUUCCAACAAAUCCAGGGCUCUUCAUAAGUGAUGUGUCCAAUGAAAUCCUGAAUCUCAACUCUAAAAUAGAUGGAAAAUUUGUAUGUCCAAUUUGCCAAAAAACUUUUACACUUAAGGGUAACUUACAACGGCAUCUCACUAAUCACAAACGAGAGAAGUUCGAAUGCAACGUGUGUUUUCGACCGUUCUAUAAGAAAGAACAUUUGGAAAAACAUAUGAUAAAACACUUGAACAUAAAACACGCCUGCGAAACAUGCGGAAAAGAGUUUCGUUCUUUAUCUAGCUUGGAACAGCACAAGCGCACACAUUUAGGAAUUAAACCAUUUCAGUGCGACAAGUGUGAUCGGCAGUACACCGUAAAGACCAAUCUCAUCAAGCACCUAAGUGGGCCAGAGUGUAAGAAGAAGGAGCCGGAAGGUGAACUACAGUGCCACGUCUGUAACAAAAUGUUUUUAAAGAAAUUUCUACUUCAGAGUCAUUUGAAGCGACAUUCCACCGAGAGACCGUUCAAAUGCAGCAUCUGUCACUCAAAUUACAAAUACAAGUCCACCGUUCUCCGACACGAGCAACUGCACAAAGGCAUAAAACCUUACUCCUGCAAGAUCUGUCGCAAAACCUUUACCCACCCGGGCUUGAUCAAGCCGCACAUGCGAAAACACACAGGCGAAAAACCGUACCAAUGCGAUCUGUGUCUAAAAUGGUUUUCACACAAGCACAACUUGCAGCGACACAUGCCGAGACACAUGAAGAUCAAGCACGUAGUUUGUGACAUCUGUAGCAAAGUAUUCCCGAAGGAGAGUCGCUUGAAGUACCACAUGCGCACGCACACUAAGGAGAAACCGUUCGCGUGCUACGUGUGCCCGAAGACGUUCUCACACAAGCAAAAUAUCGUGAGGCACUACAGCCGGAAACAUCCCAACGAGAAGUAUGAGUGUACCUUCACCGAUGCGAGUGUAGCUAGGGAGUGCUGGGAUAAUGUGUUUAAACAAAAAAUGCUAAACGACAAGGCUAAAGAGGAUUUAAUAGAUGGAUGUUAAAAUAAUGGUUACAAUACUUUAGCUAGUAGUAUAAGAAUAGAAGAAAGUAGUCAUGCUUCUAGCCUAUAGAUAUAAUAUUAUGUAAAGUUAAAAUAGUAUAAGUACAUGUUAUUUCGUAAU
This is a messenger RNA of Aricia agestis (brown argus), 1671 nucleotides long. RefSeq names its product zinc finger protein OZF-like. NCBI's taxonomy places the organism in Eukaryota, Metazoa, Arthropoda, Insecta, Lepidoptera, Lycaenidae. The transcript is spliced from 4 exons. The record is from RefSeq and is a predicted model, not a curated record. The coding region runs from base 199 to 1551 and encodes 450 amino acids. Gene Ontology annotation, biological process: regulation of cytokine production; negative regulation of transcription by RNA polymerase II; regulation of immune system process.